GACCUUCUAAAAAAAAAUCAGCUAUAAAUGCUUUGUUCUACAGCUCGCGUUCUUCUCAUCCCAAAGCAAAAUCUCAGUAUAUUAAGGCGAUUUUCUUCGAUUCUAACACAAACCCGGUUCAAUUCUGUGUUUAAUCUUCCUGUUUCGUCUUUCUCUAAGCCGAUCCGAACAGUUUUACCCAAUUCUUUUGUUACCUCUAAGGGUUUUGAGUUGUGGGGUUUAAGAUCAGCUCAUACCAUGGCUAGUCAAUCAAGCAAUCCUCAAUCUGUUUAUGAUUUCACAGUCAAGGAUGCUAAGGGCAAGGAUGUUGAUCUCAGUAUUUACAAGGGAAAAGUCCUUAUCAUUGUCAAUGUUGCAUCACAGUGUGGCCUGACUAAUUCGAACUACACUGACAUGACGGAGUUGUACAAGAAAUACAAGGAUCAAGGUUUGGAGAUUCUGGCCUUCCCUUGCAACCAGUUUGGUGGACAGGAGCCUGGAAACAUUGAAGAUAUCCAGCAAAUGGUCUGCACUCGCUUCAAGGCUGAGUACCCCAUAUUUGACAAGGUUGACGUGAAUGGCGAUAAUGCUGCUCCAUUAUAUAAGUUUCUGAAAUCAAGCAAAGGUGGGUUCUUUGGAGAUGGUAUCAAGUGGAACUUCUCCAAAUUCCUCAUUGACAAAGAAGGACAUGUCGUUGAUCGCUACUCUCCAACCACUUCUCCAGCUAGCAUGGAGAAGGAUAUCAAGAAACUCUUGGGUGUUGCUUAAGCUCUAGAGUCUGGACUCGGCGCUGUUUCUGCAUUUUGUGCUAGAAAUAAUGAACAUACCACUGCGAAUAAGCUAUGUUUGAUGUAAUUUUCUUCUUGUUUUAGCUACUACCAAUGUUUGCUAUUUUGUACAAUUUCAAUAUACUGAUCAAUAUUUCUAUUUACAAGUAUUAUCAAGUUUUUUCCAA
Molecule: messenger RNA, 934 nt
Organism: Solanum pennellii
Lineage: Eukaryota; Viridiplantae; Streptophyta; Magnoliopsida; Solanales; Solanaceae
Product: probable phospholipid hydroperoxide glutathione peroxidase
Exons: 6
Coding region: 28-747 (239 amino acids)
Biological process (GO): response to oxidative stress
Cellular component (GO): cytosol
Molecular function (GO): glutathione peroxidase activity
Source: RefSeq, a predicted model, not a curated record